AUGCUUUAUAUCUAUUUUUUACGCUAUUUUUUUUCUUAUAAUACACCAGAAGAGACGGAUAAUGAUGAUUUUAUAAGAUUAUAUGUAAAAGAUAAUUCUGAUAUCCAAACGGCUUUUGUUUUUUGCACAGCUAUAAAUAAAGCUCUAUACUAUAAAAAACUUCUAAAAAAAUUAAGUUUACGCAUGUAUUUCCUUAAUAUAAUUAAAAUAUCUCAUGAAAUCGAUAACGAUGAAUGUCUGCUUAUGUUUAUGAAAAGAUUUGAAGAACUUAAAGGAUGGUUACUAUUCCAUAAAAAAUUUAAUUUUAUUCAUUCGUAUAGUAAUUAUGUAGAACUGUACAAAAAAAGAUUUAUUUAUAAUUAUAUUAAGCUUGAAUUACGAAAAGUUCCAUUGAUAGAAAUGAUGUCUUUUGUACAGUUUUGUGAAUCUUUUAAUUUAGAUGAAAUAGAUGAUUUUAGAUGCAAAAACAUGCUGAAUUUUUAUAUUACUCAAAUAGCUAAUUCUGUAAACAUAUAUUCUAAAUUUUUUUAUGAACUAAGAGUAGUUUAUUUUUGUUUUUUAUUAUAA
Molecule: messenger RNA, 567 nt
Organism: Vairimorpha ceranae
Lineage: Eukaryota; Fungi; Microsporidia; Nosematidae
Exons: 1
Coding region: 1-567 (188 amino acids)
Source: RefSeq, a predicted model, not a curated record